This is a messenger RNA of Gasterosteus aculeatus aculeatus (three-spined stickleback), 728 nucleotides long. RefSeq names its product cytochrome c oxidase subunit 5B, mitochondrial. Gene Ontology annotation, biological process: mitochondrial electron transport, cytochrome c to oxygen. Gene Ontology annotation, cellular component: respiratory chain complex IV; mitochondrial envelope. The record is from RefSeq and is a predicted model, not a curated record. NCBI's taxonomy places the organism in Eukaryota, Metazoa, Chordata, Actinopteri, Perciformes, Gasterosteidae.
CCUAAAGAAGAACGUCUGACGUCAUAGCGCCGCGACAAGCAACAAGAGAGCAACGAAGGAGAAAUGGCUGCAAGGUUAUUACUCCGCUCGGCCUUCAGAGCCGCUACGACGUGCCGGGCGGCCCCGGUACCGGCUGUGACCCGCGGUAUGGCGGCUGGAGGGAUUCCUACUGAUGAGGAACAAGCUACCGGACUGGAGAAGGUCAUCAUGAACGCCAUGAAGGAGGGAAAGGACCCCUACAACAUGAUGAAGCCUAAGGAGUACGCCGGCUCCAAGGCCGACCCCCACCUGGUUCCCUCCAUCACCAACAAGAGGAUUGUGGGAUGUGUCUGUGAAGAAGACAACACGGCCGUGGUGUGGUUCUGGCUCCAUGAGGGCGAGGCCCAGCGCUGCCCGUCCUGUGGUUCCCACUACAAACUGGUGGCCCAUGAGCUCCCCCAUUAGCUCCCCCAUAGCUGUGUUCUGAUAGAUCAGAAUGCUGCUCUUCAUUCUUCAGGCUGCAUGAUGUUAUUUGGCUCUUCCCUCUUCUUGGAGCUGCGAGUCCUCUUCUAGUUGGUCCUUGUUCUGACUUGCUGACCUCAUCAGUCUCUGCUUUACAAGGUAGCAGUUAACCAGGGACCACAUCUGCUGUGUUUGGACCGCUUCCAUUCAGAGACAGUUUACUCCUGUUCUGCCCUACUCUCUCCACUUCCCUCCUUUCAUCUACCAAUAAAACCCUGAAACUUAAA